This is a messenger RNA of Astrephomene gubernaculifera, 1381 nucleotides long. Lineage: Eukaryota; Viridiplantae; Chlorophyta; Chlorophyceae; Chlamydomonadales; Astrephomenaceae. The record is from the annotation of a GenBank genome assembly.
ACGUCUUUAUGUCUAUUGUAUUGCAAACAUGAGCGCGAAUAUGCAAGUCGCGUUGGAUGAAGCGCAAAAGUGCAUUAAACGACAGAAGACAUGUGCCUCCAAAAGCGAUGCUGUCAUCGAUAAAAUGGCUAGCAUGGCCCGCUCCGCAGAGCAGGAACUAGAAAGAGCCGUGGAGGGCACCGACGUAGAUGCUAUUAUAGGUCGCCUAAAGUCCAGCAUCGAGGAGGCUGGACUACUAAAGGAGCUAAACUCCACAACGAAGGAGCUGCAUACUUCUAUAGCAAAGCUGGGCAAGGCCCUAGAAAAGUCAUGUGACAUGGAUGCGGACGUCUGUCGCGCGUUGCGGCCCUGCCCCGCCGCGGCAUCAGAGCCAGGCCUGCUUGCGCGUGUGCUGGCUGAACACUUUUACCGCGAGGGCCGGUUCGAGCUGGGGGACUGCCUGGCGGCGGAGGCGGGCCUUAUGGACGCGGAGCAGCUGCGAGCGCCGUACGCUUCCAUGCAUGAGGUGCUGGAGCAGAUCCGCGCCCGCAACCUGGCUCCCGCGCUGCAGUGGGCCGAGUCGCAGCGGGCCGCGCUCAGCCCCGAGGGCGGCCCCUCGGCCUUCGAGUUCCGCCUGCACUCUCUAAACUUCGUGCACACGCUGCAGACGCAGGGCCGCUCCGCCGCCCUGUCGUACGCCAGGCGCCACUUCGCGCCGCACGCCGGGCGGGGCCAGCUGCCCGCCAUCCAGCGCCUCAUGGGCUGCCUGGUGUUCGCGGACAGGGAGGUGCAGCGGAAGCGGGACAGGGAGCAGCAGGAGCGGGGAGAGGGAGAAGGUGGAGCAGCGGCGGGGGGAGGGCCGCAGCUGCCGCAGCCGUACGCCGAGCUGAUGUCGCCUGGCUGCUGGGACGCGGCGGCCUCGGAGUUCGCACGCCUGGCGUGCAGCCUGAUGGGACAGGCCUCCGAGAGCCCGCUGUCGACCGUGGUGGCAGCCGGGGCGGUGGCGCUGCCCGCACUGCUCAAACUGGCGGCCGUCAUGGAGCGGAACGCGCAGGACCUCCGUGCCGUGGAGCAGCUGCCGGUGGAAAUUGAGCUGGGGCCGCGCUUCGUGUUCCGCUCCAUCUUCGCCUGCCCCGUGUCGCGCGACGCCAGCGGCCCCGACAACCCGCCGCUGCUGCUGCCGUGCGGCCACGUGCUGUGCGAACAGAGCGUGGCCAAGCUGGCCGCCAAGAGCCGCGUGGGGCGGCCCUUCAAGUGCCCCUACUGCCCCAUGGAGGCGCGGCAGGAGGGGCUACGGCGGCUGACGUUUCCGGAGGUGGAUUGAGGGGUGUAAAGAGGAAACAAUUAACUGACCGUGUGAUAUGGCGUCAUCAUGGUUGGAUUAAGGGGUAGGGCCGUAGGG